Salpingoeca rosetta is the source of this 1670-nucleotide messenger RNA. RefSeq lists its product as uncharacterized. Gene Ontology annotation, cellular component: plasma membrane signaling receptor complex. Gene Ontology annotation, biological process: regulation of canonical NF-kappaB signal transduction; positive regulation of JNK cascade; protein ubiquitination. Gene Ontology annotation, molecular function: zinc ion binding; ubiquitin-protein transferase activity. Lineage: Eukaryota; Choanoflagellata; Craspedida; Salpingoecidae. The transcript has 7 exons. The coding region runs from base 362 to 1504 and encodes 380 amino acids. The record is from RefSeq and is a predicted model, not a curated record.
CGCACACACACACAAACACACACAAACAAAAACAACGACACGACGACGUGGAGCGCCUUUUCUUGUCUUGUCCUGCUGUCGUCCUGCACCAUCACCACACACGCCCACACGCACACACACACACGCACACACACGCACACACACACACGCACGCACGCACACACGGCGCGGUGGUGUUGUGGUUCGCAGGUAGCACAAGGGGCAUCAGGCUCUCCAUACGUGGGGCUCUUCUUUCGUUACCAUCCGCAGUAGUGACCAUCGACAACAACCCCAGAUCAACAGCACGCGGAUACACACGCCGCGCAUUUAUUCCGCACCAAGACACAAUCGCGCCCACAACACACUCGACGAGGACACGACAAUGGACUGCUGGGACGACGAUCUGUUUGCGGCGCCGCCGAGCGACUCGCACCCGCUGCGCUGCGCCAUCUGCCAGUGCAUAAUGAAGAAUGCCGUGCAGUGCUCGAAUCAGCACUGUUUCGGCGAGGGGUGUCUAAAGAAAGCGCUGGAGCGAGUGAGCGAGUGCCCCAUCUGUCGCGAGACGCUCACCACAACGACCAUGCAGCCAGCCAGCCUGGCGCGAUCGCUGGUGGACACGCUGCUCGUGUACUGCGGGAACAAGACAGAGGGAUGCUUGAUGCAGAUUCCGCUCGAGAAGAAAUCGUCACACGAGGAGGAGUGCGGCUACCGAUACGUGAGCUGCCCAAACGACGGGUGCCGCAAGCGCAUGUACCAGAAAGACCUCGCAUCACACACGCUCACGUGCGAGCACAGGCGCAUGCCGUGCGACGUGUGCAAGUGCGAGCUGUCAGUGUCCGAUGUGCACUCGCACGCGUGUCUGACGUCGCUCACCACGCGGCUGGCAUCUCUCGAGAACACGGUCACCUCUCUGAAGAAGCAGCUCAAGACAGAGCAGGAGCAGCGCUCUGUAUUACAGACCCUCCUCACCGACAUGCUGGCAUCGGGGGAUGCGCGCCCAGCCAUGUCCAAACCCGCACCAUCGUCGGCAUCCCCGCGCACUCGCGAUCUUGGCCUCACCCUCGAGGUGCAGAAGCGCACACGCAAGGAUUCACCAAGGCCGGCUGUCGGGGACGUGGUGCAGAGCCGUGAUCCGGCAUCGCACCCGCCCGAGGGCUCGCUCUCCAACGCAGCGGGCUGGAUUGUCAUUGACGAGCACGACCACCAGCCGUUCCAGAUCCACAGCUUCCUCAACAAGACAUACUGGUACCGCGAACGUGAGGUGUCAUUUGUUGCGCAUCCAAACGACAUUGUGACGCGGGAGAAUGCCAUCGUUGGUGUGCCUGUUGUCCGCGGGCCCCACUGGAAAUGGGGCGACCAGGGCGGCACGUCGUACGGGUUCAUUGUUGAGUCGGCAGCGUCGCGUGGUGAUGGCUGGUGCAAGGUCAAGUGGCGCAACAACCUCGUGGCAAGCUACCGUGUUGGUGCCGAGGGCUCCUAUGACCUCACUGUCGCCGAUAUGAGAAGGCUGGCUCGGCCAUCGUGAACGCACGUGCACGUGUUGGUACAUGUUUGCUUGAUUGUCGUGUGUGAUUGUUUUGUUGGGUUGUGAUCUGUGAUGCGUUUGUGGAUGCAUUUGGGCAUGUUGCACACGCGCUUUGGUGUGUCUGUGUGUCUGUGUCCGUGUGUGUCUGUUUGUCUGUGUGCAUUUG